AUGGCAGAGGUUGAUUCAACUGUCCCACAGACAUCAAUGGACCCAACUCAGAAUUUCGGACACUACAUGAGCGGAGCAGAUCAGAGCAGCACGGAGAAUAGCCACAGUCAGAAAAAGCAUAAGAAUGUUAAGUAUCGCUUCCUAUCGUCUACAGAAUGGGCCAUUUUUGCUCGGGGAGUUGGCGGGAUCAGAGAUAUAGAAGACAAUAGGCCUGUUCAUCCGACCAAUAGCUUCUGGCCCCCGCACGGCAUUCCUCAUGGCCUCUAUCGCGACUGCAUCUACCGUCGUGCCAUUUCAUCCUACUCAUUUCACUUCAUCGGCUUCGUUCGCGCAAUUCUUUUUGUCCUGCAGUUGAUGAUUGGUGCCAGCAUCACUGCUCUCAGCUCUGGAGGCGCCAGCGACACAGCCAUCACUAUUCUCGCUGCGUCCAACACAGUCAUCGCAGGGCUGCUGGCUCUGUUGCACAAUAGCGGUAUCCCAGAUCGAUACAGAUAUGACAAGUCCGAGUUUCAAAAGGUCGAAGAUCACAUUAGAGAAGUUCUCGCCACGGGUAUUACGAACAGUGGAAGCCAAUAUGCCAUCGUCUUAUGCCCCAAGCUCAUCAACGCCGCCUUCACGACGCGGAUCCCAACCUCAACAUCUGCCAUUACCGCCGAUGCCAAUGCCUAUGCCGAUACCAGCACGAGCACCGACGACAGUGGCAUCGACACCGACACACACGAGGGCAGCGACGGAACCUAUCACACCGCCUAG
Molecule: messenger RNA, 753 nt
Organism: Fusarium fujikuroi IMI 58289
Lineage: Eukaryota; Fungi; Ascomycota; Sordariomycetes; Hypocreales; Nectriaceae
Exons: 2
Coding region: 1-753 (250 amino acids)
Source: RefSeq, a predicted model, not a curated record